AAGCACUGGGGGAACGACCACGGAACUACAACUCCCACUAUUCAGGUCGGUCUUCCAAACUUUAUUUAAACACGAAUUUGUAGCUUGAGCACUUGAUCUCAAGAGGAAGCAGCAGCAUUCCUUUUCUGACGUAGGAUAUUAUUUGCAGUCCACAAAACCAACACAAAAAUCAAUUAGGAAGCAGGAAGUUGCUCCUGCCAUUCAAGGAAUGCUACAAGAAAGCUGCCUGGAUUUGUGACGGGAAACGCGCAGAAAGUGGGCAUCUGUGUGAAAGAUGAGCGUCCCUGACUACAUGCAGUGUGCCGAGGAUCACCAGACGGUGCUGGUGGCGGUGCAGUCAGUGGGUCUGGUCCCCGAGGAUCAGUUCUUCCGCAUUUACAAACGCAUUGCCAGCGUGAGCCAGGUCAGCAUCCGCGACUCCCAGAGGGUCCUGUUCAUCCGCUACCGGCAUCACUACCCCCCGGAGAACAACGACUGGGGCGACUUCCAGACGCACCGCAAGGUGGUGGGGCUGAUCGCGGUGACCGAGUGCUCGGCGGCCAAGGACUGGCCCCAGACGUCCGAGCGCUUCCACGGCCAGAAGGAGGUGUUCGGCUCCACGCUCUACGACUCCCGCCUGCUGGUAUUCGGGCUGCGGGGGGAGGUCACCGAGCAGGCCCGGACCGACGUGGCCUUUUACCCCAGCUACGGCGAGUGCGAGGACGUGGAGAGAAGAGUGGAGGACUUCAUCGAGUCCAUCUUCAUCGUGCUGGAGUCCAAGCGCCUGGAUAGGGCCACCGACAAAUCAGGAGACAAGAUCCCUUUGCUCUGCGUCCCCUUUGAAAAGAAGGACUUUGUUGGUCUGGAUACUGAUAGCAGGCACUACAAGAAACGCUGCCAGGGGCGAAUGCGAAAGCACGUUGGGGACCUGUGCUUGCAGGCUGGAAUGCUUCAGGAUGCUCUGGUCCAUUAUCACAUGGCCGUGGAGCUCUUGCGCUCUGUUAAUGAUUUCUUGUGGCUGGGAGCUGCUCUGGAAGGCCUGUGCUCUGCUUCCGUUAUCUACCACUACCCUGGGGGAACAGCAGGCAAGGCCGGGGGCCGGAAGCCCAGUCUUUCCCAGCCGUCUGACGCGGGGAAGAGACAUCGGCCAGGAGCUCAGGAAGUUCUCAUUGAUCCAGGUGCCCUGACCACCAAUGGCAUCAGUGCCGACACCAGCAGUGAGAUUGGACGAGCCAAGAACUGCCUGAGCCCAGAAGACAUCAUCGACAAAUACAAGGAGGCCAUCUCUUACUAUGGCAAGUAUAAGAAUGCCGGUGUGAUUGAACUGGAGGCGUGUGUGAAGGCAGUCAGAGUCCUGGCGAUCCAGAAGAGAGCCAUGGAGGCAUCAGAAUUCCUUCAGAAUGCAGUCUACAUCAACCUCGGCCAGCUGUCUGAAGAGGAGAAGAUUCAGCGUUACAGUAUUUUGUCCGAGCUGUACGGCUUAAUUGGUUUCCAUCGCAAGUCUGCAUUUUUCAAGCGUGUGGCUGCUAUGCAGUGUGUGGCCCCCACCAUCCCUGAGCCAGGCUGGAAGGCCUGCUAUAAACUGCUUCUGGAGACUCUGCCUGGAUACAGCCUGUCUUUGGAUCCGCAGGACUUCAGUAAAGGGUCUCACCGGGGCUGGGCGGCUGUGCAGAUGCGUCUGCUCCACGAGCUGGUGUACGCCUCGCGCCGCAUGGGCAACCCUGGCCUCUCCGUUCGCCACCUGUCCUUCCUGCUGCAGACCAUGCUGGACUUUCUCUCUGACCAAGAGAAAAAAGAAGUUACCCAGAGCCUUGAGAAUUAUACUUCUAAGUGUCCUGGUGGAAUGGAAGUUAUCACACUCCCAGACGGACUCAAACUGCCUCCUGUGCCGUUCACCAAACUCCCUAUCGUCAGAUCGGUUAAACUCCUGAAUCUGCCCAUCAGCCUGCGGCCUCAUAAAGUGAAGAGCCUUCUGGGUCAGAACAUGGCCACCAAAAGCCCCUUCAUUUACUCGCCUAUCAUUGUGCACAACCGUGGAGAAGAAAAGGGAAAGAAAAUAGACUUCCAGUGGGUACAAGGAGACGUGUGUGAGGUGCAGCUCAUGGUGUAUAAUCCCAUGCCUUUCGAGCUGCGUGUGGAGAACAUGGGUCUCCUGACGUCAGGUGUGGAGUUUGAGUCCUUGCCUGCAGCCCUCUCUCUGCCUGCAGAGUCUGGCCUCUACCCAGUCACGCUGGUCGGGGUUCCACGGACAGCAGGGAACAUAACAGUGAAUGGUUACCACACGUCGGUGUUUGGGGUGACGAGUGACUGUCUCCUGGAGCAUUUGGCUGGGGUGAAGACCAGCGGAUGCACUGUGGAGGUGGUUCCUGCUCUGCCUCGGCUCCAGCUCGGCACCUCCCUGCCUCGCUCUGCCCACACCCUGCAGCUUUCCUCUGGAGAAGAGGUCUCCACCAGUGUGUCAGUCCAGCUCUUCAAUGGAGAGACCCAGCAACUCAUCAUCAAACUAGAGAACAUUGGCACAGAACUUCUGGAGUCAUUGGAGAUUACUUCAAAGACUGUCAAUACUAAAGAGAAACUGUUUGGAGACUUCUUGAGUUGGAACCUGGAAGACACACUUUCCCAGUUUCCCCUGAAGCCUGGGCAAGUGGCCACUUUAACUGUGAACAUAAGGGUGAAACUGGACUUCUCCGGGCAAGAAAACCUGCUGCAGGACCUCAAUGAUGAUGGAAUCAGUGUGACUGGCCUACCCAUCUCCAGCCCCCUGCGUCAAGUCCUCAAACCGCGGGCUGAGAGCAAGACGGUCAACCCCUCAGAGGCCAGCAAGGCGGGGGAGUAUAACCACAUCAAGACUGUCGAAGCAGUUUUGAACUUCAAGUAUUCAGGGGGCUCCGGCCACGCUGAAGGUUUCUACCGAGAUCUGUCUUUGGGACUGCAUGUGGAAGUGGAGCCCUCUGUGUUUUUCACAAGGGUCAGCACCCUACCUGCGACCAGUGCCCGUCAGUGCCACCUGCUCCUCGAUGUCUUCAACUCAACAGAGCACGAGCUGACAGUCAGUGCCAAGAACAAUGAAGACCUGGUCCUGCACGCUGGAGAGUGUCAGAGGAUGGCGAUUCAGGUGAACAAGUUUGAUUUUGAGAGUCUUCCUGAGCCUGGUGAUGAGAGAGCCCAGUUUACUAACCUGAAGCAGCUGGAGGAAGAGAGACAGCAGGCCAGGGGGUACGAGAUCAACAGCAAGCUGGACAUCUGCUGGAAGAUCAUAUCCUUUUCCUAUGCUUCUCUUUGGUGUGGCCUGCUGUCACAAUUUUGGAUAUGUGGUACUUAAAUCAGCUUUGUGUGGGGUUUAAGUAAUUCAAAUAGGGUUCCAUCGAAAGCACUGUAAUAGGUUGUAAUGCGUUGUAAUGAUACUUGUCGAUGGGUAGGAUUCUGUUUCCCAGACACACUUAGUAUCUGCUCCAAGGAAAACUGUCACUAAGUAGCAAUUUUGGAAGUUUGUUACCGAUGCAUACGUUACGACUUGAUCUUAUUCCGACAAC
Messenger RNA from Lepisosteus oculatus (spotted gar), 3512 nucleotides. It is a transcript of the gene trappc9, whose product is annotated as trafficking protein particle complex subunit 9. Lineage: Eukaryota; Metazoa; Chordata; Actinopteri; Semionotiformes; Lepisosteidae. The record is from RefSeq and is a predicted model, not a curated record. Gene Ontology annotation, cellular component: trans-Golgi network.